GAACCAAGUCAAGUUCGGAGCACAUCAGGAAGGAGCGCACCGGCAGAGCCAGACAGAGAGCACCGGAGGAGACAGGCACAUGUGUUCACGCCUAUUUCUACACUGUGUUUUUUAUUAACUAUAAGUGGGAUUCCUCAAGAAAGUGAAGUGGAUCCAAAUGACAGAGGGGGGAGAUGCAGUCAGCGGACAGAUGGAGUUUGCUGCUUCUUCUCCUGGGUUUGAUAACUCAAGACUGCUUCUCAUCCAAGGCAGAGGACCGUCUGUUCAGGAAGCUCUUCAGAAGAUACAACCAGUUCAUCAGGCCGGUGGAGAAUGUAUCUGACCCUGUCACUGUGGAAUUUGAGGUCUCCAUCUCACAGCUGGUCAAAGUUGAUGAGGUGAACCAGAUCAUGGAAACAAAUUUGUGGCUUAGACACAUUUGGAAUGACUACAAGCUGCGAUGGACGCCGGCAGAGUUUGAUGGCAUUGAAUUCAUUAGAGUUCCAUCAAACAAGAUCUGGAGACCCGACAUUGUCCUAUACAACAACGCUGUAGGUGACUUCCUGGUGGAGGAUAAGACCAAGGCUCUGCUGAAGUUUGAUGGCACCAUCACCUGGAUUCCUCCAGCUAUUUUCAAAUCCUCCUGCCCCAUGGACAUCACUUACUUCCCCUUUGACUACCAGAACUGCUCCAUGAAGUUUGGCUCCUGGACUUAUGACAAAGCCAAGAUAGACCUGGUACUUAUUGGAUCCAAGGUGAACCUGAAAGACUUCUGGGAGAGUGGCGAGUGGGAAAUCAUUGAUGCUCCUGGCUACAAGCAUGACAUCAAGUACAACUGCUGUGAGGAGAUCUACCCAGACAUCACCUACUCCUUCUACAUCCGGCGUCUGCCACUCUUCUACACCAUUAACCUCAUCAUCCCCUGCCUCCUCAUCUCUUUCCUCACAGUGCUGGUUUUCUAUCUCCCUUCUGAUUGUGGAGAGAAGGUCACGCUCUGUAUCUCCGUCCUGCUCUCCCUCACUGUGUUCCUGCUUGUUAUCACAGAAACCAUCCCCUCCACGUCGCUGGUCAUCCCGCUCAUUGGAGAGUACCUGCUCUUUACAAUGAUCUUCGUCACACUCAGCAUCGUCAUUACUGUCUUUGUGCUCAAUGUACAUUACCGCACGCCCAUGACCCACACUAUGCCGGGCUGGGUGCGCUCUGUGUUUCUCAAAGUGCUGCCAAGGAUUAUGCUGAUGCGGAGGCCGAUUGACGAAGACGGCAUGGCUGGGGGGUUGGACAGCAGUGGGGAGGCAGGAGGAGCUGGAGGGGGAGGAGGAGGCGGAGGAGGAAAAGGAGGGAAGAAGAGGAAGAAUAGUUUAAUGCAGCAGGUCGGAGGUGGCUCGCUCAGCUGCCUGGAGUUUGGUGACAGCAAGCUCUCUGUAACGGAGGGCUGUACCGGGAAGAAGUGUCCUUGCCCCUGCCAGCAUGGGAAGGAAACCCCUGACACACCAGACACAGGGAAGAUGAGCCGUCAGCUGAGUCUGCAGAGCAUCAACACAGUGGUGGCCUUUUCUGUAGUGUCACCUGAGAUCAAACAGGCCAUCGAGAGCGUCAAGUACAUCGCUGAGAACAUGAGGAGCCGCAACAAGGCCAAAGAGGUGGAGGAUGACUGGAAAUACGUUGCCAUGGUGAUUGAUAGAAUCUUCCUUUGGGUCUUUGUGACCGUGUGUGUCCUCGGAACCGUGGGCCUUUUCCUCCAGCCUCUUUUUGGCUUCUUCUCUUAACUGCUAACAAUCGACCAGUCCUGAAAGUGAGCUUUCAGUCUGAUCAGAAGACGGACUUUAAGCGUUUUAAAGCACAAUUUGCUGUACUGGUUUUGCUCCUUUGUUUCUUCAUUUUU
Sphaeramia orbicularis (orbiculate cardinalfish) is the source of this 1861-nucleotide messenger RNA. Its product is annotated as neuronal acetylcholine receptor subunit alpha-3-like. Gene Ontology annotation, biological process: monoatomic ion transmembrane transport. Gene Ontology annotation, molecular function: acetylcholine-gated monoatomic cation-selective channel activity; transmembrane signaling receptor activity. Lineage: Eukaryota; Metazoa; Chordata; Actinopteri; Kurtiformes; Apogonidae. Gene Ontology annotation, cellular component: postsynaptic membrane. The record is from RefSeq and is a predicted model, not a curated record.